Messenger RNA from Ostrinia nubilalis (European corn borer), 990 nucleotides. RefSeq names its product WD repeat, SAM and U-box domain-containing protein 1-like. NCBI's taxonomy places the organism in Eukaryota, Metazoa, Arthropoda, Insecta, Lepidoptera, Crambidae. The transcript is spliced from 6 exons. Gene Ontology annotation, biological process: protein ubiquitination. Bases 1 to 990 code for a protein of 329 amino acids. Gene Ontology annotation, molecular function: protein binding; ubiquitin-protein transferase activity. The record is from RefSeq and is a predicted model, not a curated record.
AUGCCGGACGGGGAGGGAUCGUAUUUGUUGGCCACCGCCGGCGCCGAUUCGCUCGUGAGGCUGUGGCUGAUCGAGAUCGACGAGGAGGCGGCAACUGCGCAGAUGCGCAUGGUCCGCGAGGUGCACGCGCACGGCGGCGGCGCGUCGUGCGUGCGCUGGGGCGGCGCGGGGCUGCUGGCGUCGGCCGGCGGCGACCGCUGGGCGCGCGUGUGGCGCGGGCGGCGCGGCGAGGGCGAGGGGGGCGGGGGUGAGGGCGCGGGGCUCGUGCAACUGCGCGCGGUGGCCGCGGUGCCGGCGGGGGGCGCGGGCGGCGCGCCCGCUGUGGCCUUGCUAGAUGACGCUGACGGCGGUUUCCUGGUGGCGGUGGGCACGCUGAGCGGCGAGCUGGCGCUGUGGCGGCUGCCGGCGGAGGGCGCGGGCGCGCUGGACGACGACGCCGACGCGCCGCGCUUCUGGGACGAGGCGGGCGUGGUGCGCUGGCUGCGCGAGUACGUCACGCGAGCGCCGGGCAUGGGGCUGGUGUCGGCGGAGCUGGCGGUGGAGACGGAGGAGGCGGCGCGCGCGGCGGCGCUGUCGGGCGCGCGGCUGCUGGACGACGCCGUGCCCGACCUGCUGGCCGCCGUCUUCGGCUGUAGCGAGGACGAGGAGGUGGCAGUGGAAGAGAAGUCCGAGGAAGCCCAGGGCCGAGCGGCGCUGCGGGCGCGCCUGCGCGACGAGCUCGAGUGGCUGCGGCGCGCGCCCCCGCCGCCCGCGCUGGCGCGGGCGGCGCCGCACGCGCUGCUGUGCCCGCUGUCGCACCGCCUGCUGCGCGAGCCGGCGCGCGCGGCGGACGGGUUCUCGUACGAGCGGCGCGCGCUGCGCGAGUGGCUGGUGGCGGGCGGGUCGUCGCCGCUGUCGGGCCGGCGCCUGCGCAACGCGCGCCUGCACCCCAACUACGCGCUGCGCGACGCGCUGCGGGCCUUCCUGCGCGACCAAGCCGGGGACGAGUAG